GACCUCCAUGCCCCUGUCAUCAUUAGCCGAGUGACUGGCUGGACUAGUGUGACGUGACUGACGUGACCGACGUGAGAGGGUGCAAACGACGAUAGAUCGAGCGGGUGACGUGACCAGCCGGCCAGUGCACAAAACGACAAAUAAUACACUGACAAUCAGCCAGCCAGUCAGCGAGUUAGCGAGUGCCUGCCUGCCUGUCUGCACCGUCCCUUCGUUUGCAAACAACGUGGCGGGCGUGUCGGGUGUAGAAAAAGAUCAACGAAUGAAUCAUCGAUUGGUCGGUCGGUCCAGCCAUUCGUUCAGAGAGGAUUACGCACAUACAAACAUAGUCUGAGGGCAACACGACACGACCUUCCUUCGUCUCGCUCACUCCACUCACACACACAAAGUGCUAAACUGACACUAGCCAAAGUGGCAGGCCUUUCUGUCCGUCUGUCUGUCUGUGUGCCUCGGUCGGUCGGUGUGUGUGUCUUCUCUCGUGUGGCUAUCUAUCUAUCUAUGGCUCCCUUUACAGACACAAACACACAGCUGUCAGUCAGGUUAGUAGGUGUUUGUUUCUGUUUGUGUUUGCGCGUGUGGAGGAGCGAGCGGCAGUCGUCGAUCCAUCCAUCCACCCAUCCAUCCAUCCACCACACAUCUUCAAAGCGUGCAGCAGUCCACACACACGCGACAGCCACUCACGCACCGCACACACGCACCCACACCACGCACCGAAUGGGCACACACUCACCACCCACUGUUCCAUCGAUACCCCCUCUCUCCCCCUUGCCGGUUUCCCUACCCCUUCGUCCUUAAGUGAGUGUAGCGGCCCGCGCUCUUCGCUGUACAGGACCGACCGACCGGCAGACAGACAGACAAGACAAGCAAUCGAGAAGAGGCCGGCCAGCCAGUCAGCGACCCAGCCAGCCAGCCACCCGCACACAGCCACUCCCGGCCCCCCAACGAGUGCAUGAUUCGGUCGCUCAGCCUAUGGAUGGGUGGGUGGGUGGGUGGGUGGACGGGUCAUGCCAUGAGGUGAACGAAAUGCAGUCAGUCAGUCAGUCAGUCGCUUAGCUGGUGCACACGACCACUCACUGCAGGCGGGCAGAACGGAACAAAAGCAACCAGCGAGCAAGAUGAAGAUGAAGAGAUAGAAGAAGAUGUGUAUAUAUACGUGAAGCUGUGUUGUGUUGUGUGUCUGAGUGGGUUUAUCAGCUCUUGAGCAGCUUGAUCAUCAUGGUCUUGAACUCAUCCAAAUCAACCUGAUAGAUACGCAAACCGACACACCCACCCACACACACACACAAUGGGCACAUGUGGCCGGCCCUUUCCGGCUGCGUCCGUCUCGAUCUGCAUUCCCACCCACCCAUUCACCACUCACCUCUCCGUCGCCAUUUUUGUCUGCCUCUGCGGCGAUCUCCUCCCAAACCUUAGGAUCCAUCUUCUCACCUACCCCGAAUAUCUGUAGAAACCGCACACAAACACACACACACGUACAGAGGCAGAUUGAUUGUUCAGAGGCGUGUGGUGUGCCUGACCUUUGAGAGUUCUGAUGCGUCGAUUUUGCCGGAUCCGUCCGUGUCGAACAUGUUAAAGGCGGCCUCCAGCUUCUUCUCUGAACACAAUGUGCGCCGAUCCAUCGUCGCCACCAAAAACUCUGAAUCCGUCCGUCCAUGAGAAGAAAAGGAGUGACAGGUUCAUGCCGUGCAAUCCAGUGAGAGCGCCGCUUGUCCCUCCCUCUGUCGCUGCGUCUGUGUGAUUUGGUCUGUGUGGUGUGUGCCUGUUCGUUCCACCCACCAGUGUAGUCGAUAGAGCCUGAUCCGUCCGUGUCGGCCUGCUUGAGGAUCAUAUCCACCUCCUCAGCGGCCGCAUCAGCAUCACCCAAAAUCUGCACACACACGCACGCAACACACAGCCCAGAGAGACGUGCGUGGCCGUGCCUGCCUCCUGCACACACAAGGCCUACCUUGCUGUAUCCGUCCAGCAGCUCCUCCCUGCUCAACAUGCCGUCACCUGGGUGGGUGGAACAACACAAGACGACACGACACGACACAACGCAAUGAGCACCGAUCCGAUCCACCCAGCCCGCCCGCCCGCCAGCCCACACGCACCGUUAGCGUCGAGCAGUUUGAAUGUCUUUGUCAACUCGUCCUUCUCGUCCUUGGUCACCAACUGCAGAGACACGCACACUCCUCGAUCAAUCAAUCAUGCAGCCUGUCUGUCUGUCUGCCUGUGGCUUGCAAGGUAGGUCGACUGAACUGACUGACCUGGGAGGCGAUGAAUGUCAGCGCCGCCUGCUGCAACCGCUGAUUGGAUCUGACGGAGCCAAGAGCCAACCAACAAGACAAGAGGCGUGCGUGUGUGUGCGUGGGGUGGUGACUCAGAAACGAACACACGUGUGUGCACAUCACACGCACGUGAACUUCUUGAGGUUGUUGAGUGACGUCUUGAGCACCGAUCCCUCCACCUUCGGCCCCUUCCUCUGCGACUUCUUGACAAUCCACUCGUCCUGCAACGCCUGCAACCUCGUAUACAGACAGACAGACAGACAGACACACACACGUACCGAUCCGAUGGAUGUACUUACUGCCAUCUUGUGCAUGCAUGUGUUGGGCCCUUCAUCAUUGCUUACGUGUUCUGCUGGUAUUCUCUUUUGUGGGUCGUAUGUGAGCAGUUUCUUGAUGAGCUCCUUGGCCUCCUUGCUGAUCGCACGCCACUCGGGAGCUGACAUCGACACCUACACACGCACAUGCACAGGUACGCCAUCGUCUGUCUGGCCGCUGUGCUGGUUGGGUGUCUGCAUACCUGUCCCUUUGCGACUUUGCUGAGGAUCUCAUCGUCACUGUGACCGCCAAACGGGGGGUAGCCUACAGUGCACAUCACACACACACACACACACACACACAGAGGCCAAUCAUCGACCCGCCGUAUGUGUGUGUAGGUGGCUGACAGACAGACAGCCAGACAGACAGACCGGCAGGCAGGCAGGCAGGCAGGCAGGCAGGUUCACUCACUCACUGACCGACAAGCAAGAUGUAUAGGAUGACGCCGCAGGACCAGACGUCGCAUUUCUCGUCGUACUUCUUCUUGAGCACCUCUGGAGCCUGCCGAGGCACACACGCACACACAGAGAGAGAGAAAGAGAGAGAUGCAGACACACUGAUGGCUCUGCCUUGUGUGACGAACUGACUGACCACGUAGUAGGGCGUGCCGAGCUUCUGGUGCAUCUUCUUGCCCAUCUGGCUGUCGAACAUGCGCGACGUGCCGAAGUCGAUGAUCUUGAUCGGCGCCUCGGGGUCCUUCGACUCCAGCAACAGAUUCUCGGGCUUCAGAUCUCUGGAUGGAUGGUGGACAACACCAUCCCCAACACACACACAUACAGACACAUACACAUACACACACAUCGAUGCUGCUGGUGCCCGUCCGUCUGUGUGUGUGUGCGUGCGUGAGUGUACCUGUGGACAAUGUUUCGUUUGUGGCAGUAUGUGAUACCGGAGAGGACCUGCUUCAUGAUGACGGCCGCGUCCUCCUCGCUGAAGUGGGACUGCGCGACGAUCUUGUCGAAGAGCUCCCCGCCCGUGUAGAGCUCGGUGACCAGGUGGUAGGACCGCUGGUCCUCGUAGAACUCGUACAGCUUCAUGAUGUUGGGGUGGUCCAGCUGCUUCAGCACCGACACCUCGGCAAACAGCUUGUCGCGCUCCUCGGCCUUCUCGACGCUGCUCUUGGCGAUCGUCUUGAUGGCCCGCACCUGACCGGUGUCGCGGUGGAUGGCCCUCCUCACGCACCCGAACGCCCCGUCGCCCAGCUUGGCCCCCAUCUUGUACUUGUCGGUGAUCUUGCCCGCCUGCUGACCGAUGAACAUGCCGGGAGUGGCCUUGAGAGUCGCCAUGGCGGGCUCAUUGUGCUGUGCCACAGCGGCGGAGGGCGCUCCGUUGCUGGUGGUUGCCGCGCCCGACUUGGCAGCAGCUGGUGGCGGGGCUCCCGUGGCGCCCUCUUCCUUCUUCUUGGCCUUGUCAUCGACGCUGCUCUGCGUGCAGCCCAUGUUGCUGACUGACGAACAAUCAGCCGAGGGGUGACGGGGCGAGGGGGAGAGAAGGGGUCACAGGGGCAAUGCAGAAGACCGCAGAAGGGACAGGGGCAGCACCACCAACCAACACCAAACACGCGGACGAGGCAGCAAAACUGACAGCGAAGCGGUGAAAUAUGCUCCUGAUUGCUUCAGUCUGACAGACCACGGAACCACUGUGAGUCACUUGAGCGUGAGAAAUGCCUCAACACUCAUCGCCCCAGCG
Molecule: messenger RNA, 4271 nt
Organism: Vitrella brassicaformis
Lineage: Eukaryota; Vitrellaceae
Source: the annotation of a GenBank genome assembly